AAGGCAUUAAAAAUGACAACAGAGAAGGUAUCAGUGUUGUUGUUUAUGGUUUUGUUUGCUUUUGAAAGGUCAUAAAGAGGCAUCAGUGUUGGUUUCAGUCUGUUUCUCAGCUGGUGGAAAAACUCCUCAUAGUGCCUUUAAAUUUAAGAAUUAGAAUUAAAGAAAUUUUUGAAAAUACAAGUUUUAAUAAAGACACUGAACUUCCUCUUCAUCAAACAAUAGUGGGAGAAAUAUUCCAUCCUGACCCCUGGACUUGUAUUGUUCCUGCAUUGCCUGGUACUGUAUAUGGAUCAAUAUCUGUCUGCUAAAGCGUCCCCGUUAGGAUCAGCUGGCCUCGCCUCAUCAGCUUGUUGCCACAAUAUGCAACCUGAGGCUCGUCGGCGUGGAAAUGACGUGUGACUCCGCAACUUUUGGCGAGCCCAUAAAGGAUGGACUGUCCUCUCACAGUCGCACUUAGGCGAGAAAAAGAGCGACCUGACGGAGAGGGAUCAGAGACCAGGGACCAGAGACCGGCGACCAGCGAGACACAAAGGCACAGCACAGCAGUUCUUUCUGCUUUGGAGGGGAAGACAACACAAACUGUGACAUCACAUUGGAGGCACAUUUUGGAGGACAAAACAAGCGACCACCCUCUCUCUCUCUCCAUCUCUCUCCCUCUCUCUCUCUCUCCAUCUGUGAAAACGGAGCCACUCAGGGGACAUACAAAUGUGAGCGACGCGCACGGAUUAGACUCAGGUGCAGAGAAACCAAACUGGCGGCGCACUUAGGAUGCAGAAGUCACCAGUGGAAGAUGCAAACUUCCUCUCCAAGUUUUUCUUCUGGUGGACAACACCGCUGCUGAGGAAGGGCUUCAGGAAGAAGAUACAGCUUUCAGAUGUAUAUAAAGCUCCGUCGUUUGAUCUGGCAGACAACCUCUCUGAGAGACUCGAAAGAGAAUGGGACAGAGAGCAGGUGUCAGCCAAGAAGCAGCCCAGGCUGAUGAGAGCGCUGGCCCGCUGCUUCUUCGGCCCUUUCGCGUUCUUCGGCGUCCUCCUCUACCUCGGGGAAGCCUCAAAGACGGUGCAGCCUCAGCUCCUGGGCCGCAUCAUCGCCUCCUUCGACCCCUUCCAUGCUCCUGAGCGGAAUCAGGGAUACUUCCUGGCUCUGGGCCUUUGCCUCCUCUUCACUGCUCGCUUCCUGCUGCUGCAACCCGCCAUCUUUGGCCUGCAUCACCUGGGCAUGCAGAUCCGCAUUGCCCUCUUUAGUCUCAUAUACAAGAAGACUCUGAAGCUGUCGAGCCGAGUCCUGGAUAAAAUCAGUACCGGUCAACUGGUCAGUCUGAUGUCUGCCCACCUCAACAAGCUGGAUGAGAGCUUGGGUCUGGCCCAUUUUGUAUGGAUCACCCCGCUGCAGUGCAUACUGUGCGUGGGUCUGAUCUGGGAGCUGAUCGAGGUGAACGGCUUUUGCGCACUUGCAACUCUGACUCUGCUGGGCAUCAUUCAGGCAUGGCUGUCCCAGAAGAUGGGACCUCACCGGGUGAAGAGAGGAGGGAUGAUCAACCGCCGCCUGGCUCUCACCUCAGAGAUCGUGGAGAACAUCCACUCUGUGAAGGCGUACGGCUGGGAGGACGUGAUGGAGACCAUCAUCAAGAACAUCAGGCAGGAUGAGAUGACACUAACCAGGAAGAUUGGUUCCCUGCGUUACUUCUACAGCGCCGCUUACUUCUUCUCCGCCAUCUUGGUCAUCGUGUCGGCCAUCGUGCCACACGCGCUGAGUAAAGGCAUCAUCCUGCGCCGUAUAUUCACCACAGCCUCCUACUGCAUGGUGCUGAGGAUGACACUGACCCGCCAGCUGCCAGGAUCCAUCCAGAUGUGGUAUGACACGCUGGCACUGGUCAAGAAGAUCGAGGAGUUCUUGUUGAAAGAGGAAUACAGAGUGCUGGAGUACAACCUGACGACCACCGAGGUGGAGCUGAUCAACGUGUCUGCAUCCUGGGACGAGGGCAUUGGUGAACUGUUUGAGAAGAUCAAGCAGGAGAACAAAGCGAAUGGACACCUGAACGGCGACGCCGGCCUCUUCUUCACCAACCUCUACGUCACACCUGUCCUCAAAAACAUCAGCCUGUACCUGGAGAAGGGCAAGAUGCUGGCGGUAGCUGGAUCCACCGGCUCUGGGAAGAGUUCUCUGCUCAUGAUGAUCCUGGGAGAGCUGGUACCAUCAGAGGGUAAAAUCAGACACAGCGGACGUAUCUCCUUCUCGCCGCAGACUUCCUGGAUCAUGCCGGGGACGAUACGGGACAACAUCCUGUUCGGCCUGACCUAUGACGAGUACCGCUAUACUUCUGUCAUCAAGGCCUGCCAGCUGGAGGAGGAUUUUGCCUUGCUGCCGGAGAAAGACAAGACUUUCCUUGUUGAAGGAGGGGUGACCCUCAGCGGCGGUCAAAGGGCUCGCCUCGGCCUGGCCAGGGCUGUGUACAAGGACGCAGACCUCUACCUGCUGGAUGCACCUUUCACCCACCUGGACAUCGUGACGGAGAAAGAGAUCUUUGAGAAAUGCGUUUGUAAACUGAUGUCCUCCAAGACUCGUAUUGUGGUCACCAGCAAGUUGGAGCAUCUCAAACGCGCCGACAAAAUCCUGCUCCUUCACAACGGAGACUGCUACUUCUACGGCACCUUCUUAGAGCUGCAGGCGAAGCGACCUGACUUCAGCUCCCUCCUCCUCGGGCUUGAAGCUUACGACAACAUCAACGCAGAACGCCGCAGCUCCAUCCUCACUGAAACUCUACGCAGGGUCUCCAUCGAUGAAACCGCAGGCUUCCGAGGCCCGGAGCCUCUGCGCCAGUCCUUCCGCCAGCCACACCCUCCGAUAAUAGUCUCAGGACCCCAAGGUCAUCCUGGAGGUGACGGCUACCCAGAGAAACGCAAGCAGUCCCUCAUCCUGAGUCCUCUAGCAGCUGCACGCAAGUUCUCCUUCAUAGGGAACUCCCAGCAGACUGCGAACGCUCCCCAGUCCAUGAUGACUGAGGACGGGGUUCGGGAGCUCUCUGAUAGGAAAUUCUCUGUAGUACCUGAGGACGAUCAAGUGGAGGAGGUUCUCCCGAGGGGGAACGUGUACCAUCACGGGCUGCCGCACCUCAACGGGCAGCGGCGUCAGUCUGUCCUGGCUUUCAUCACUCACACUCAGGGCCAGGAACGCAGAGAGCAGAUGCAGUCCUCCUUCAGGAGGAAGCUGUCCAUCACGCCGCAGUGCGACCUGGCAUCAGAGCUGGACAUCUACGCUCGCCGCCUGUCCAAGGACAGCGUUUAUGACAUCAGUGAGGAAGUGGACGAAGAAGACAUGGAGCAAUGCUUUGCAGAUGAACGGGAGAACGCCUUUGAAACUACCUCGUGGAGCACAUAUCUACGCUACAUCACCACAAACAAGAGCUUAGUCUACGUCCUGCUCUUCAUCCUCUUUGUCUUUAUCAUUGAGGUUGCUGGUUCAGUCAUUGGAAUUUUCCUCAUUACUGAUGAGAUCUGGAGAGAUGGCGCCAACCCUUCCUCUCCCAACUACAUCGACGAGCAGCACCCCAAUGCCUCCUCCACCCCCGUCCAUCUAGCAGUCAUCGUCACACCCACCAGUGCUUACUACAUCAUCUACAUCUACGUGGCUACAUCAGAGAGUGUGCUGGCUUUAGGGAUCUUCAGGGGUCUCCCGUUAGUGCACACGUUACUAACUGUGUCCAAAAGACUGCACGAACAGAUGCUGAGCGCUGUGAUACGAGCCCCCAUGGCUGUGCUCAACACCAUGAAGACGGGUCGGAUCAUGAACAGAUUUACAAAGGAUAUGGCCACCAUCGAUGACAUGCUGCCUCUGGUCCUGUUUGACCUCAUACAGCUGACACUGAUCGUCACAGGUGCCAUCUUCACCGUCUCCAUCAUGCGGCCUUACAUCUUCAUUGCUGCCAUCCCGUUGGCCGUCAUCUUUGUCAUCCUCAGAAAGUACUUCUUAAGAACGGGACAGCAACUCAAGCUGCUGGAGGCUGAAGCUCGUAGCCCCAUCUUCUCACACCUCAUCAUUUCCCUGAAGGGUUUGUGGACGAUUCGAGCUUUUGGGCGUCAGACCUACUUUGAGACUCUCUUCCACAAGGCGCUGAACACCCACACCGCUGCAUGGUUCCACUACCUGGCCACGCUGCGAUGGUUCCUCUUCAGAUGUGACAUGAUCUUUGUCCUGUUCUUCACCGCCGCUGCUUUCAUCGCUGUUGGAACCAACCAGGACAAACCAGGAGAGGUUGGCAUCAUUGUGGCGCUGGCCAUGCUCAUCCUGGGAACUUUCCAAUGGGCUGUCAUCACCAGCAUCACUGUGGACGGACUGAUGCGUUCAGUGGAUCGGGUGUUCAAGUUCAUCGACCUGCCCCCAGAGGAGCCAAUGCCAAAGAAACCUGCGGGUAAAGGGGGCCCUGACCUGGUCAUUGACAACCCACACGCCCACGACUGCUGGCCCAACCGGGGUCAGAUGGACGUCCAGGGUCUGACUGUCAAAUACACCGAGGCUGGACGCGCUGUCCUCGGUGACAUCUCUUUCUCUGUGGAUGGAGGGCAGAGCAUAGGUCUGCUGGGUCGGACAGGCUCGGGGAAGAGCACCCUGCUCUCCGCUCUGCUGCGUCUCGCCUCCACUGACGGAGAAAUCUCUAUUGACGGCGUCUCCUGGAGCUCCGUGUCCCUGCACACGUGGAGGAAGGCGUUUGGUGUGGUGCCGCAGAGAGUCUUCAUCCUGACUGGAACCUUCCGGAUGAACUUGGACCCUCAUGGACGGCACAGUGACGAGGAGCUGUGGAGGGUAGCUGAGGAGGUGGGCUUGAAGUCGGUCAUCGAGCAGUUCCCAGACAAGCUGGACUUCCAGCUGGAGGACGGAGGCAACGUGUUGAGCAACGGACACAAACAGCUGCUGUGUCUCGCCCGCUCAAUCCUCAGCAAGGCUCGCAUCCUGCUGCUGGACGAACCCUCGGCCUACCUCGACCCCAUAACGUUACAGGUCCUGAGGAAGACGUUGAAGCAUGCGUUCUCUGGCUGCACUGUCAUCCUCUCUGAACACAGAGUGGAGCCGCUGCUGGAGUGUCAAUCCUUCCUGAUGAUCGAGGGCAGCUCCAUGAAAAGCUACGACUCCAUCCAGAAGCUUCUGAACGAGACGAGUCACCUGAAGCAGGCCAUGAGCCCCGCCGACAGGCUCCGCCUCUUCCCCAACCUGCACCGCCUGAACUCCAGCAAGAGGGCGCCACCGCAGACCGCCAAGAUCUCGUCCCUACCGGAGGAGGCCGAGGAUGAAGUCCAGGACACUCGCCUCUAAACUGGCCAGACACUCAAACAAACACACAUAUAACACACACUAAUCUGAACAAGCACAGACACAAGCAGCAAAUAAUCCUGUGUUUUCAUACAGAUGAUUGAAGGACUCAUUGGGAAUGUUGAGCCGUUUAAAGCCAUAAUCAUCUUUAGAGAUCAGAUUAACGCUCACACAGAUACAGCUCAUGAACAGAGACAUGCUGCAGGGAUGACACAGUGAACUAAGCAAUUCAAAAACAGCACAUUUCUAUGCUGCUCUUAUCAUUUAUUGCCAGAAAUGUACACAAACAUACAACUGGAAGAUGUUUGCACACUUGUACUAAAAAAGUUCUGUCUGAGGAUCACAUUACAGUGUGCAAAAAAAAAUCCAAAACACCACCGCAGGCUUAGAAAAGAUAAAACUAAUUUAUCAUGAAGCCUAAUUUUAAGAUUCAGCAACACACAAAUAAAAAGACACAGAGGUCUGCAGAUCCUGAGAAUGUUUUGUUGUAAAUUUAAAUUAAAAAAAGAUAUAUAAAAAUAAUGAAUGAGCCGGUAAAUGUGCUGCAGGUGAGACCGAACCUUCAGAAUCAUGGGAGAUAAAAUCCUCCAUGAGCAGAGCGAGAUGUAGAAGUAGAAGACAAGUGCCUUUGAAAUGUAAAUACCCCAUAACAUGCUCCAUCAUCUGAGAUUCAGUCUCAUGUGUCUGAAUCAUCUCCAGUGCCUUCACAGGUUUCAGUCCCUCAGCUCAUAGUUAUAUUUUUGGGGCUUUUAAACCUUUACUCAGAGAGGAGGAGAGGACAGUGGAUAGAGCAGGAAGCUGAGAGAGAGAGAGAGUGGGGUCAAUUUAACCAUUAGGGCUAAAUCUGCACCCAGUCAGCUCAUUUUUAGCAGCUGGAGACACUUAGAGAUCCUCGAGCUGAAGUAAUCCUCUUAAGUUUCCUGAAACAGUAUUUGCUUUAAAAAAGCAUGAUUUUAAAAUCUUAUGAAUCAGUUUGAAGUAAGGGAUGAAUAUCCAAGAAGAGCACAAACAAGCAGCUGUUAAAGAAGUCUGUGUGUCUGAUCUGAUUGAGGCUAUAGUAUAAAGGCUGGACUGAAACCUGGACCUUCUUUUAUGUACAUUUUGCUCCAGUAUUUACUAUGUAAAGGUACUCAAAGGGCUGCCUUCUUUAAAAGCAAAAAAAAAGAAUGACAAACAGAAACAUUAGAGCACACUUUGUCUAUGCCAAGAGGCUUGGAUCCACCAAGUACAAUGUUUUCUGCAAUAAUUCAGACAACAAACGCACAGGUAUCAACAUGUCUGUCUAAUCCUAAUCCAUAUCAGUCAGGCUCACAAACAUAAAUAAAGUAAAGCUCAGUAAAUCCUCCAGGAUGAACACAUCAGGGCUUUGAGAUAAAAGCUUUCAAAUGCAAACAUUUGCAGCUGCAGAUGUUCAGACUCCUGCAGCAGCUUCAUCUGCAACACCCUAAAGUAUCUUUUGCAGCACACACACACAUACACACACAUUUAAAGGGACAGUGGAGCUGCUGGCCGACACUUUGAACCUGACAUGACUCAGAUACUCGUAUUUUUCUAUCUGAAUGCACUUUAGAGACAGCCUGAGGUACUCAUCAGCUUCCAAAGCGAGGAAACAGUCGAAUGAUUGAAUGCUGUACAGUUGUGUUUUCUUUUCAGUUCCUCCAUAAGAUGCCGUUUAGGUUUGAGUAUUGUCAUAACAAAUGAUGCUUUGUACUUUAUUCUUUUUGUCUCUGUCUGUUCGUGAAUCACAGAAAAGUCAGUGAUUCAUCAAAAACCUCUUCAGGAAAAGUCUAUUUUCUCAGAGCUGUUCAAACACUUAUAUCCUGUUUUUUUUAGUCAUGUUUUAUCUUUUCUUCCCAAAGAAACUGGAACCAUUUUAACUCUUCUAAUUCACUUUAUGCUCUUUGGUUGAGGGAAGAGUGUGUUGCUCCUUUCUUACUGAAUGAUAGGUUUGUAAAGCAGCAGAAAUUCAAGGUACUGUGGAGAUACGCCUCGAUAUCUUAACUGUGAUGAAUUUUUUUUUACAAAGUAAAUUAAGAACAGAGCGGUUUCUUACUCAUAGGAAAGGGACGCAGAAAUGUCCAUAAAAUGUAUAAUUGUAUUUGUUCAAUCAACUAUAUUUCCAGUAAAACUAAAGAUUUUGAGAAUU
Messenger RNA from Notolabrus celidotus (New Zealand spotty), 7450 nucleotides. It is a transcript of the gene cftr, whose product is annotated as CF transmembrane conductance regulator. Gene Ontology annotation, molecular function: chloride channel activity; ABC-type transporter activity; ATP hydrolysis activity. Gene Ontology annotation, cellular component: cytosol; plasma membrane; apical plasma membrane. The transcript has 27 exons. Gene Ontology annotation, biological process: bicarbonate transport; chloride transmembrane transport. NCBI's taxonomy places the organism in Eukaryota, Metazoa, Chordata, Actinopteri, Labriformes, Labridae. The coding region runs from base 769 to 5307 and encodes 1512 amino acids. The record is from RefSeq and is a predicted model, not a curated record.